Messenger RNA from Bemisia tabaci, 4383 nucleotides. It is a transcript of the gene Doa, whose product is annotated as CDC like kinase darkener of apricot. Lineage: Eukaryota; Metazoa; Arthropoda; Insecta; Hemiptera; Aleyrodidae. Gene Ontology annotation, biological process: protein phosphorylation; regulation of RNA splicing. The record is from RefSeq and is a predicted model, not a curated record. Gene Ontology annotation, cellular component: nucleus. Gene Ontology annotation, molecular function: protein serine/threonine kinase activity; ATP binding.
GGGGGUUGCCCGCGGGGCGCGACUCCCGCGUUGACAAGAUCGGCGAGCUUAGUUUCGAGCCGUCCGAGUCGGUCGCUCCGUCAUGUCGACGACCACGACCCCCGGCGCCCAGAACCGCCGCGUCCGCUACGCCCGCUCGUCGACGGUGAGCGUGACCCAGCUCCUCCAGGACUCGUGCUCCAGCCUCAUCAACCGGAUCACGGCCCGCGUCCGCGGACCCUCCACCUGCCCGACCCCCUCGGAAAAGCUCCUCGGCCGCACGUCCACCCGUAAACAGUACGACGGCCCCCUCAGCGUCUACAAAUGCUCGGACAAGUACACGGACCUGUGCUCGAGCCCGCGGCUCCACCGCGGGCGGACCUACGACAUGCUGGCCCUCCACCGGGAGCCGGUCCACAUCCCCCUGUCGAAGCCGCUUCGGCUGCGUGACGACCCGGAGCCUGAGUCGGUGGAAGCGCGCGUGGAGCGGAAGGCCCGCUCCAAGGCGGCCGAGUCCAAGUACUCGUACCAGCGUUCCGUCGAGUUCUCGCAGGAGAAGCGGAGUCUCCGCCCGUUGAUGAAAAGUGCGACGACGGUGGUGCUCUCGGAGAAAGCGUACCCGUUCGUGUCGAUAGCGGCACCUCGCGGCGCGACGCGGAACCGAACGCCGUUCCGGAGCAGCCGCCCGCGGCUCAAGUCCUGCCACAACGCCGAGGCAGCGACCGCGGGCGCGACCCCGAAGGGCGGCAAGGAGAACAAGCUGGCCGCCUGCGUCUCGGCCAUCGAUAUCGAUGCUGAGGCGGGCGACGCGCUGAGCCCGGCCCCGGCUCCGGCGCCGCUCACCGAGCGGGAAGCCAAACGGAAGGAGAUCCAGAGCCUCAUCCAGAAGUACGUGGGGGUCGCGCAGGACGACGAGGAGGGCGCUCCCGCGGGGGAGCAGAGCGCGCUCGUCAAGUGUCAACAGAAGUACUCGGCCAUCCUAGCCAGCUCAAGAGCGCCCUCUGUAGAAGACGACGGAGACGGACACUUGAUUUACCGGCAAGGGGACAUUCUCCAGGACAGAUAUAAUAUCCUAGCUACGCUCGGUGAAGGCACCUUUGGGAAAGUUGUUAAAGUCAAGGAUUUGACCAAUGAUAACAUCAUGGCUCUCAAAAUCAUUAAAAAUGUUGACAAGUACCGAGAAGCUGCAAAGCUAGAAAUCAACGUUCUAGAAAAAUUAGCCGAAAAAGAUCCAGAUAGCAAACAUUUAUGUGUCAAAAUGCUGGACUGGUUCGAUUAUCAUGGUCACAUGUGCAUUGCAUUUGAAAUGCUAGGAUUAAGCGUCUUCGACUUCUUGAAAGACAACAACUAUCAGCCGUACACACUUGAACAGGUGCGGCACAUUUCGUAUCAGCUCUGCUAUUCUGUGAAAUUCCUGCACGAUAAUCGAUUGACACAUACAGACUUGAAGCCUGAGAAUAUUCUAUUCGUCAAUUCUGAUUACGAUGUCAUCUACAAUAGCAAAAGAUUUGACCCUUUUCAGAAAAAAGAAGUCAAGAGGAUUAAAAACACGGAUGUGAGGCUAAUAGAUUUCGGAAGCGCUACGUUUGACCAUGAGCACCACAGUACCAUUGUAUCAACGAGGCACUAUAGAGCUCCAGAAGUGAUUUUAGAAUUAGGUUGGGCGCAGCCGUGUGAUGUUUGGUCCAUUGGAUGUAUCAUGUUUGAACUCUACUUGGGUAUCACUUUAUUCCAAACGCAUGAUAACAGGGAACAUUUAGCCAUGAUGGAAAGAAUUUUAGGACCGAUUCCAUAUAGAAUGGCACGGAAAACUAAGGUGAAGUACUUCUAUCAUGGGAAAUUGGAUUGGGAUGAAAAGAAUUCUGCUGGUCGCUAUGUCCGUGAUAAUUGCAAACCUUUGAUGCGGUAUAUCAAUGAAGAAGAUGAAGACCACAAGCAGUUAUUUGAUCUGAUCUCACGCAUGCUCGACUACGAGCCAAGUUCACGUAUCACGCUUGCAGAAGCCCUUACGCACCCAUUUUUUGAUAAAAUUCCACUCCACCAAACCCUUUUCUCAAGAGAGCGCAGCCACUCAAUAUCCAGGUAUGACAGAAAACGGGCAUCUUGAUUCAUACCAACAAUCCAUGCAGAUCGUCCCAGUUUCAGGGAUUCAUCCCUUGCGCCAAGUUUUGUCCUGGCAGAGCUCCUGCAGAAGAGAUCUAGACAAAGCUGGUUGAGAAAAUCGCCCAUAAUUGCCUAGGAAAUUUAUUAUUCGUUGAAUAUCAUAUUGAUAUUUUCGUAAUUUUAAGCUCACCUGAAGAAUUGAAGGGGGUACAAAUAUAUUUAAAGUUCCUUAAAGAGUGUCUAAAUAUUUUAAAUCUUUAGGACCUGAAAAUUUUCUUAGUUUGAUUUAGUAUCACAGCUGGAACCGUCUUCUUGGUCUAGGAAUCAUUUUAAAAUUCUGUUGUCAUUGAUUAAUGAAUUUAAGAAAGCUCUCUCCAAUAGCAUUAAGAAUUUUCAGAGCCAAUUCUACUGUGAUGUUGCUUUAAAUUUUUAUAUAUAUAUAUACUUAUGUGUGUGUAAAAAGCUCCAUUAAAAAACCAAUGAGACAAGUAAACUUAUAUUUUCAUUUUGCUGUGUUAAAGAUUUUUUUUCAGUUAAAUCAUAUAACGUAAGAAAAAAAGCCCAUUUUAUGCUUUUCUGCAACUCCAUAAACCAUGUAUAAUUAACCGCCUUGGUAACGGUGUUAAUUUUAUAGCCUUAUUCUACCAAAGAGAAUGGAACUGGCGAUUUUGAGAUUUUAAGCCUUAUUUUUUGCUUCCAAUAAUAAUUUCAUGCUAGCUUUCCAUUUAAGUUAACAUGAAAAGCUAUCCUCGUUUGGCUUAUUCUUUGUCUCAACACCAUUUUCAGCCAGCCUUGUCCCUCUCUAAAGUUGACGGCUUUUAAAUUGUUUCAGUGUCUUUUCUUUCUCCCCCCUAUUGUCAAACCCCCUCUCACAGUUGUUAUUUCUUUAGUGAACAGACUGAAGAAUGUCAAAACGUUUAAUCUAAGUGGUCAUUCCGACUCCAUUCUAUAUAAAUACCUUCUUGUAAAUGGAAGGAUUUCAAAAUCAAUGUGUCAACGUCUUUUUAGUUGUUGGUGAAAUUCCCAGGUUGUUUAUGAUUGGAACCAUUCUCAAUUUAUAGCAAGAUUAUAGAAUCAACCCAAAUACUUAAUCCCUUUCAUUUAGGCGGCUUCAAUUUUCAGAAAUUUCAUUCCCAAGGAUUCCUAAGAAUUUUAAAAGAUGAUUAUCUGCUAAGAAUGAAAAGUUAACAUUGUCUCAAAUAAAAAAAAAUCUAUCAACUCAUUGUCAAACUUUCCUAUAUUCAGGAAUUUCUGUUUCUUCUAAGAAUGCCUUCAAUUCGAUAUACUUGCCAAAUUUUGCCAUCGUUUUUUCUUCAUCACAACGAAAAUGAUGACAUUGUAGAAAUGAAAAUUCAUGGCCAAUGAAAAUGUGCUCUAUAAAAAUCUGUAACACGUGUUGUCCAACACAAAGUGGAUAAAGUGAAAUUGAAAAAUUAAGGACAUUUCGAGAGAAUUGGAUAUUUCAAGUUUCCUGACGAAGUUUUUAUCACAAACAAAUUCAGUUCUGGGCUCUAUGAAAGAUCAGAUGUGAUUAGCCCAAGGGGAUAAAAUGGCGUCACAGUUCAGUGUACCAAGACAGGUGUAGUAGUCAAGGCACCGAGCUAAUUGAUUUUUUGUAAUUUUUUUUACAUUUUACCAUGGUUUUCCCUGUUUUGGUUUCAUUUUUUUGAUUUUUGAAAGCAGUUUCCUCUGAACAGUCAGGAAGAAGUUUUAAUUGCUAAUGAAAGUGAGCUAAAAAUAUCCGUAAUUUUGAACUGCUUCUUUACUGUGAUACAGGUUUUCUCCGUUUUUGCAGUGUUUUCUGUACUUAAGCUUUGACAACCAUUUUCCUACCCUAUUUGCUCGAUAGUAAGACAAACUUUCUUGCUUGUUAUCAGGUGAAGGCGGGCCAUGCCGUUGUGACCACAUGAUCCCCUUAGCGCAACUAUGUGGUACGACGGCUCCUCGGGAUAUGAUUAUGUUCACGCCUCUUCAUUCUCAAUUUGACUGUUGUUUGUCAUGAUUCCUUUGCGAAAUCCUCCUAUCAAAGUAUUUCCUAGUCCUCUCUCUGUUGAGCUACUGCUUGCUGAGUACCCUGUAGUUGAAGAUAUUUGUCAAAAUGGAGUGAACUGUCAAAUACCGUAUGCACUCAAGUAUAAUGUACACCUUCCUAUUCUGAAGUCAGAAAUCCUGCUGCGGGUUGUGUAUGGAGAUAAAGAGAAUAACUUGAUACCUGCCUGUGGCUCCGAAAGAACCCAGAAAAGGUGAUAGCCUUAGCUAUAGCACAACAGCAGGUUUGGACGAGCAUCACUCCAUUGCAAA